UGAAGAGAUCGCGAUCGUGUGUGUGAUGUGUGAAUUUGUUGAAAAUAAUAUGAUGAAACGGUUUCAUCAUAAACCUCAGUAUAUUGAGGGAAUGGAACAGUUGGUGGCAAAGAUCUCUGACGAGACGACCUGGCCAAGAAUAAGAUCACUUCGAGAACUAGGUUGGUGAUUUUAAAAGACACAAUUUAAGUAUAUUUAUUUCGUGUGCUAUGUGCCGAUUGCGUUUCGUAAUGGCCCACCGGAGAGGCGACCCAACCACGGCCGGUGAAGACGCCGUUGAACAGCUCGCCAAAGCGUCGUUGUCUCGCAAGCAUUUAACGGAGUUUCCGGACCAUGAAUUCACCGGACAAGAAGACAAAGUAAACAUCAUUGAUUUGAGUCGAAAUUCUCUCACCUCCAUACCACAAACUAUUCACGUUUACACGAAUAUAGUCGAUUUGGACAUCAGUAACAACAGGAUUACGGAAAUCCCCGGAGAAAUUGUUGGAUUGACAAAUCUUCGAACAUUGAACUGUAAAAAUAACCAACUUAAAAAUGAUUCGCUACCGAAAGAUUUCGGUGAUUUCACUGCAUUAGAGACGGUGAAUUUUGGAGGAAAUCUCAUGUUGAAUUUCCCUAUGCAACUCGCCGAAAUCACGUCGUUGAAAGCUAUUCAUCUCGGUGGAAACAGAAUUCGGCAAGUUCCACCUGAAAUAAAAAAUCUCUCCAGUCUUGAGUACCUGUACCUAGGGGGCAACCAGCUGACGAGCAUCCCAGUAGAAAUCGGUCUCCUCCAACGUCUGAAGUGUCUUAGCCUGUGUGAUAACCGCAUCGAGGUGGUACCUCCCGAACUUAUCAACCUCCGGCAACUCAAGUCGCUCAGUCUACACAACAAUCGCAUCACCACACUGCCGCUCCAGAUCAUCUCCCUGGGGGAGCUAUGCGAGUUGAGUUUGCGUGGGAACCCCUUGGUCGUACGCUUUGUGCGCGACUUGACGUGGAAGCCACCGACGCUCUUGGAGCUGUCCGGACGUGUUGUUAAGAAUCGAGGGAUUCCGUACACGCUGGAAGACCUGCCUUCAAGUUUGAUUGAGUACCUGAACUCGGCGAGACAUUGUUUGAAUCCCAAAUGCUCAGAUGUGUAUUUCAGCUCCCACGUCGAGCACAUCAAAUUUGUAGAUUUCUGCGGUAAAUAUCGACUGCCACUACUACAGUAUCUGUGCUCACCAAACUGUUCAUCUAACAGCGGCUACAGUAGCAGCAACUACACCAGCAGCAGCGAUACGGAGUCGGAAGACGAGGGAAUGGUGCCUUCUAAUAAGAUGAAGAAAGUGCUGUUAGGAUGAGUGGCGCCAUUUUCCCGAUGGUCGUUUCUAUCCUCCAUGCUUUGCAUGCCGUCCUUGGACAAUCAUGGGGCCCAAAUUCAUUGAGCUGCUUAGCACAAAUAGUUUGAGUAGCUAAGCACAAUUGUCAUACCCUCCUUCAAUAAUCCUCCUCCCCCCCCCCCCCCCCAAGGAAAAAAAAAGAUUUGUGAAUGGUUUUUGCAUGAUGACACGCUACUGCAUGUCAAAUGCAAUGACAAUUUGAUAUAGUUUUGUAAACUUCUGAUAUGGGCCCAAAUUCAUACGUAGAUGUGGAGCUGCUUAGCACAGAAUGUAGCUAAGCACAAUUGUCAAACCCUCUUUCGACGACCCUCCCCAAGGAAAAAAAAACGGUUUGUGAACAGUUUUUGUAUGAUACAUUUACUGCAUGUCAAAUGCGCAAUGAAGUUUGAUAUUGUUAUAAGGCAUCCUGAUCUGGGCCCAAAUUCAAAGAGCUGCUAAGCACUAGAGUAGCUAAACACAAGUUUCUUCUCUCCUCCACGCUAUGCAUGUCCUUCUUCGACAUUGCUGGAGCCGCAAGAAAAAAGAAAAAAAAGAGCUGUGAAUGUUUUUGUAUGAUACACGUACUGCGUAUCAAAUGCCCAAUGAAAUAUUUUGGGCCCAAAUUCAUACAUGGUAAAGAGCUGCUCAGCACAAAAAGUAACUACAUGUAAGCAGAAAUAAAUUUAUGCUAACAGGCAACCUCGGGAACAACAAUACAAACCCUCAAUCGAGUCCUCACAUUAUAUGUAACCAUUUACUGUUAAUGGUAUUGUGUGCUUAAUAUUGGUAUUUUCAAAGCUGUAUAUUAUUUAUAAGAAAGAGACUCGUAAAUUCUGUGUUUCUGGGAUGUGUAGUUUGCAUUUUCGCUGGCUCAGUGCUAGAUGGUCGUUGAUAGCAAAUUCAUAUUUUGUUAUGAUCAAAAGUUUGGGUCAUCUGUUGGUAAAUAAUCAAACAAAUAAAUGGUCAUAAAAACAUGCACUUCAGCUGUUCAAAGAAAUAUGGCUUGGAUCAUUCAAAAAUUUGAGGCUGAGAAACGAUUCUUUCAUGGAUUUACAAUGUUUGUACACCAUCUACAGUAUAGACAUUGAUAGAGUUUUUGUUUUCGACGAUGGAUGGUUCUGCGAGGGUAAUGAUAAUGUUUUGGCGUCAUCUGCGUGCUAAAUAUUGGUCACUUCAAAGCUGUACUAUUUAUUUAAAAAAAGGCAAAACAAAGACUCUUUAAUUCUGUAAUUCUGGGAUGUGUAAUUUACAUUUUGUCUGCUCAGUGCUAGUCGACUUUGAGGAAGACGUCCCUCAAUUUCUACGACAGUCUUUGGGAUGAAUCUGCUUAAAAGGAGGGAGUCUUUAUUUCGUGGGGAGGCACAAGUUAAUUAAAUCUUAUCAUUCAGUUUUCGGUAAACAUACCGGUUCUUGGAAAAUUUCAUCAGUUUUUGUUGUCACAUUGCAGGGGAAAUUGAGAGGGAUAGUUUUUGUAUGCAUGUCAGUAAUCACGCUUGAUUUGACAGAGGCAAUUAAUUUUCUUGACUAGGCAGUAUUUUAGAGGAAUAUUUGAACUUUGUGAUUUGUGACUUUUUAUGCUGAAAACUACCAAUAAUACCAUCACAGAACCAUCCGUCAUCGAAAGCUAAACAAAAAUCUUAUAUCAGGGUUUUAAACAACGACCGUUUGACUUGGCAUUCUUUUACUUUAACUCAUAAAUGUAUUUGCUAACUGCCUCGACGUUCCUGCUAACAAUGGACUAAAGAGCCAUAGGCCAGUGAAUUUGGUUUACGGCCAGUAAACUCACGACUUGAUAAGUCUGACAGUCUUAUGUUUUCUGUACAUAGUAAAGAGUAUUUGUGAUAUA
This is a messenger RNA of Asterias rubens (European starfish), 3189 nucleotides long. RefSeq names its product leucine-rich repeat-containing protein 58-like. The record is from RefSeq and is a predicted model, not a curated record. Gene Ontology annotation, molecular function: protein binding. Bases 210 to 1325 code for a protein of 371 amino acids. The transcript has 3 exons. Lineage: Eukaryota; Metazoa; Echinodermata; Asteroidea; Forcipulatida; Asteriidae.